Labrus mixtus (cuckoo wrasse) is the source of this 1686-nucleotide messenger RNA. RefSeq names its product urotensin 2 domain containing (gene uts2d). The transcript is spliced from 5 exons. Gene Ontology annotation, cellular component: extracellular region. Gene Ontology annotation, biological process: blood vessel diameter maintenance; regulation of blood pressure. Lineage: Eukaryota; Metazoa; Chordata; Actinopteri; Labriformes; Labridae. The coding region runs from base 857 to 1240 and encodes 127 amino acids. Gene Ontology annotation, molecular function: hormone activity. The record is from RefSeq and is a predicted model, not a curated record.
UUAAAACUGUAUAUGACUACAUAGAAUUAAAACUAUGAUGAUUUGCUCCUGAAGAACCCCAAAAUUGACCUGACAGUUUCAGGUUGAUUCAAAUAGCUUGUUUUAGAUCUCAUCAGAUCUUGAGCUGCUGUGUUUUGAAAACCUGAAGUGAUGGAUUCAUGAUAGUUUCUUUGAUGCAAGACAGCAGCAUCAACAGUAAGACACAAGUCAUAUUGGACAAGGUGCAGAAUGGCCAGGGGGGCUUUUAUGAGACCCUCAGCAGCCAAAUUCAGAUGGUAUGGUGCCAGUCGGCUCAAUUCCCUAACUCUGCAUACGCACAAUGGCUGCUCCUCUGGCAGAGGUACGAGACUCAGGAGGUGUUGGGUAGUUGGCUUGGCCUCAGUGAUGGAUGUUCCUUCAGCUUCAAAUCAGCCCAGAUGGAGGAGCUGAUCUGUGGCUAUGAUGCACUUAGAGACUGAAUCAAUCUACCUUACUCCCCUUCUCCAAUGUGGCUAUUUAAAGAAGCAAUUAAUGUAAAAGAAAAAGACUCGCAAGUGCCAACAUCUGAUUGUGGGCUCUCAUAACCAGCAUGCUGAUUGAUAACUUCCUCUCUCCUGUCAGACUGAUUUAGGGUUUCUGGCCUCGCCUACAACGUCAGAUCUCUGUAUUUCACUCAGAUGGUCUAUGGUCCUUGUGAAAAUGCGGGCUAUUGACAAAACCAACGAUGACUAGCUAUUGAUUUUGUACGCAACAGUUCUGGCCCCUCCUCCUCGCCUCUGAAAGGAUAAAUGUAAUGACAGGAUGGACCUGAGGCAGUGGAUAUUGUUGCCUUGCUUUAGGUUGGACUCACAAUACAGCAAUAGUUUGUAACUAUACAAUGAGUACUAUGGAUAAGGUGACAGUUUAUUACAGCUGCUUGGGACUCCUGGCUUUGUUACUUCUGCAGGGAGUGCUCAAUGUGGAGGGGAGGAGCAUAUUUAACUCUGGAAACCAUGUUUAUAAUCCAAAAGAGGACACAGAUCCACAGAGCAAGAUCCUAGCCCUGUUACUACGCAAGAGCUUAGUUCCUGAUGAAAAGGACAGCCCUCUUGGUCUGGAGCUGGCCAAUAAAUUAGCGGAAUUAGAGGAGCUGCAGGUGCUGAGAGAGGACCUGGAGCUGGAGAGGGAGAUCACAGCAAAUCUAGCAGAAGGCAAAUCUAUAACCAGGAAGAGAGGGGAACGUGAGUCAAAAAAAUCUUGCUUCUGGAAGUACUGUGUCUGACAGAGGAGGAGCACUGCUUUAACAGUUUGCUGCAAAGCCCAACAUAGCCUUAAGACUCCAAACACCAGUAUUAUAAUCACAUUGUAUUUAUCCCAGCAAUAUAGAGUUGUAUCACAAUCCAAGUCAUCAGUUAACCUGUCAUUUCCACUUCACGGACGAGAGAUUUACAUAUGGAUAUACAUCUUUAAUCUGUAUUAAUCAGAUGUUCACUGGGAAUACUCGGAGGUCUGACAUGACUACAUGUUCCUGAUGGAAAAGACACUGUUCAAUUUAAUUAUCAGCAGGGAUUUUAUUUGCCUUCUCCUUGUGUUUUUGUCGCUCUCUUGUGGCAGAACUGCGCAUAACAUUUUUUGUACUACUGCCCACAAACAUCAUAUGUGACAUUGCAAGAAAGUCACUGCUGUACAUUUUACAGAUUAAAUACAAUUAUAAUGUGAAUAAGAACA